ACUGCUGUACUGUACUGCAGGUGUGCGGUUUACUGCGAUAUUAAGCGUAAUCUCAUCUCAGUCCACCCUAAUAUGUUGGUACAACAGUAGAGUGAGUAUCAGGGGAAGGCCUUUUCGGGCCAUGGCUCGUGUUUACUUUGAAAAAGGAACUGAUUUCGAGAGUGACAUUCAUGGGACUCACUCUGCUCCUCCUCUUUUAAAACUUCACCCAAUACUUGUGUAAAUCACUGUGGAGUGGACAGUGACAGGGUCAGACGAGCAGAGGAGCUGAAGCACAAUGGAGGAAUCAACCGGCAGAUCAAUCAAGAAAAAAGUUGUGGUGGUGGGAGGUGGUUUGGUUGGGGCGCUGAAUGCCUGCUUCUUUGCCAAAAGAGGCUUUGAUGUGGAACUCUUUGAAACCCGGGAAGAUAUCCGGAAAGCCAAAGUCGUAAAAGGAAGAAGCAUCAACCUGGCUUUGUCUCACAGGGGCCGGCAAGCAUUGAAGCAUGUUGGAAUGGAAGAGAAGAUUGUCUCCCAGGGGAUCCCCAUGCAUGCAAGAAUGAUCCAUUCCCUGAAUGGGAAACAGUCUCCAAUCCCUUAUGGCAAGAAAGGCCAGUUUAUCCUGUCAGUAGACCGAGCCAAUCUGAACAAAGAGCUGCUAACAGCGGCAGAGGCAUAUCCAAACACUAAGUUGAACUUUGAUCACAAACUGCGGGAUUGGAGUGCUGAAACAGGCCUAAUGACCUUUGCCAGGUCAGAUGGGUCCAACGACCAGCUCAAGGCAGACCUGAUUGUAGGCUGUGAUGGAGCUUUCUCUGCCGUCCGCAAGCAAUUCCUUCGUCGCAGCCGCUUCAACUACAGCCAGACUUACAUCCCCCAUGGCUACAUGGAGCUCACCAUGCCACCCAUCAACGGAGAGUUCGCCAUGAAGCCUAAUUAUCUGCACAUCUGGCCACGAAACACAUUCAUGAUGAUCGCCCUGCCCAACUUGGACAAAACAUUUACCUGCACCCUCUUCAUGCCCUUUGAAGAGUUUGAGAAGAUCACCACAGGAGAUGAAGUCAUCGAGUUUUUCCAGAAAUACUUCCCUGAUGCCAUACCACUAAUUGGAGUUGAUUCUCUCAAGAGGGAUUAUUUCCGAUUGCCUGGACAGGCCAUGGUGUCUAUCAAGUGCUCCCCAUAUCACAUUGGAGACAAAUGUGUCCUCAUGGGCGAUGCAGCCCACGCAGUGGUGCCUUUCUACGGUCAAGGGAUGAACGCUGGCUUUGAGGACUGCAUUGUAUUUGAAGAAAUAAUGGAUCAGUUCAAUGAGGAUUUCAGUGCUGUACUGCCUGAGUAUACCAGAGUGCGUGUUCCAGACGACCAUGCGAUUGCAGAUCUGGCCAUGUACAACUACAUUGAAAUGCGAGCCCACGUCAACUCCAAAUGGUUUCUUUUCAGAAAACAUCUUGAUAACUUCCUCCAUUUCUUCAUGCCAAAGACAGUCGUUCCCCUUUACACAAUGGUCACUUUCACUAGGACAAGGUAUCAUGAGGCCGUGGAGCGCUGGCAUUGGCAAAACAAAAUGAUAAACCGUGGCCUGCUGUUCAGUGCUACUGGAGCUGUUUUGGGAGGCUCCUACCUGCUCAUUAAAGAUCCUUCUCACAUCAACAAGCUCAUCAUGCCUGCCGAGAAAACAUGAUGAAGGCU
This is a messenger RNA of Epinephelus fuscoguttatus (brown-marbled grouper), 1668 nucleotides long. Its product is annotated as kynurenine 3-monooxygenase. The transcript has 15 exons. Gene Ontology annotation, molecular function: NAD(P)H oxidase H2O2-forming activity; FAD binding; kynurenine 3-monooxygenase activity. Gene Ontology annotation, biological process: L-tryptophan catabolic process; quinolinate biosynthetic process; NAD+ metabolic process. The coding region runs from base 278 to 1660 and encodes 460 amino acids. The record is from RefSeq and is a predicted model, not a curated record. Lineage: Eukaryota; Metazoa; Chordata; Actinopteri; Perciformes; Serranidae. Gene Ontology annotation, cellular component: mitochondrial outer membrane.